Cheilinus undulatus (humphead wrasse) is the source of this 2493-nucleotide messenger RNA. Its product is annotated as broad substrate specificity ATP-binding cassette transporter ABCG2-like. Gene Ontology annotation, molecular function: ATP binding; ATP hydrolysis activity; ABC-type transporter activity. Gene Ontology annotation, cellular component: plasma membrane. Lineage: Eukaryota; Metazoa; Chordata; Actinopteri; Labriformes; Labridae. The transcript is spliced from 19 exons. The record is from RefSeq and is a predicted model, not a curated record. The coding region runs from base 133 to 2079 and encodes 648 amino acids.
UAACACACCCACAGAGGGCUGUACUCCCUGCUAUCACACGUGUUGGCUCUUAUGGUUGUCUCUGUUACUGUUUGGAUCUAACAGCAGCGGUGUUCACGCAUUUUCUGACUCCUGAAGUGAGAGAGGAGGAGGAUGUCCGAGAAAGGAGUGAAGAUAGAGAUGGGGCUGAACGGAGCCUCCCAACAGCAGUCUGCAGGAUCAGGACACCGGCAAGGUGCGACCGUCAGCUUUCACAACAUCCACUACCAGGUGAUGCAAGGAGGAAACUGUCUGUGCCGCAAGAAGGGAAAGGUGAAGGACAUCCUCAUUGAUCUUAAUGGGAUCAUGAAGCCGGGUCUGAACGCCAUCAUGGGAGCGACAGGAAGUGGAAAGUCAUCGUUUCUGGAUGUCUUAGCAGCCAGGAAAGACCCGGCAGGCCUGUCAGGAGAAGUUUUAAUCGACGGAGCUCCACAACCUCCAAACUUUAAAUGUCUGUCAGGAUACGUGGUGCAGGAUGAUGUGGUGAUGGGGACUCUGACGGUCAGAGAAAACUUCAGCUUCUCUGCAGCGCUGCGACUCCCGGAGUCCGUCUCUCAGGAGGAGAAGGACAAAAAAGUGAACAGACUGAUCCAGGAGCUCGGACUGGAUCGAGUGGCUAACUCUAAGGUGGGCACUCAGCUGAUUCGUGGGAUCUCUGGCGGUGAGAGGAAGAGGACGAACAUCGGCAUGGAGCUCAUCAUGGACCCUUCUGUCCUCUUCCUGGAUGAACCAACCACAGGGCUCGAUGCUAGCACUGCUAACUCUGUGCUACUGCUGCUGAAGAGGAUGGCAAACAGCGGUCGAACCAUCAUCCUGUCCAUCCACCAGCCUCGAUACUCCAUCUACCGCCUCUUUGACAGCCUCACGCUGCUUGUCAACGGCAAACAGGUUUACCACGCCCCGGCUCAGAGCGCUCUGGAUUAUUUCUCAGACAUUGGAUACUUCUGUGAGCCUCACAACAACCCUGCAGACUUCUUCCUGGACAUCAUAAAUGGAGACUCCACAGAUGUUGCUCACAACGGGGCCGAGGAAGAGGCCUAUGUUGAUUUAGACUUUGAUACUUUGGAGAAGUCCAGACGAGGGAUCGAGGAUAAACUGGUAGAAGAAUACAGAAACAGCCAGCACUUCAGAGAGACCAAAGCGGAGCUGGAGAGGAUCAUCAUGGGCAGACAGACGACCACCAAAGCUCCCUCUAGAACCAUCACAUACAACACCAGCUUCAUGACGCAGUUUAAAUGGGUUCUCAAGAGAACGUUCAAGAACCUCAUGCUUAACCCUCAGACAUCUGUCGCUCAGAUUGCAGUGACGUUGUUCCUCGCUCUCGUAGUUGGAGCCAUUUUCUUUGACGUCCAGGAAGACCAGAGUGGAAUGCAGAACCGGUUUGGCGCUGUCUUCUUCAUCGUGGUGAAUCAGUGUUUCAGCUCGCUGUCGUCCGCUGAACUCUUCAUUGCAGAGAGAAAACUCUUCAUUCACGAGUACAUCAGCGGUUACUACAGGGUCUCUGUGUACUUCCUGUCUAAGAUGCUGUCUGACAUCCUCACGCUGAGGACCAUCCCGGCCAUCGUCUUCAGCUGUGUGGCGUACUUCAUGAUCGGGCUGAAGCCGACAGCGGAUGCCUUCUUCCUCUUCAUGUUCUCAGUGACUCUGGUCUCCUACACGGCCACCUCCAUGGCUCUGGCCAUCUCCGCCGACCAGACAGUGGUUGCCAUCGCCAACAUCUUCAUGACCAUCGUCUGUGUCUUCAUGAUGAUCUUUGCAGGUUUGCUCGUCAAUCUUACCACCAUCCCCCGCUGGCUCGACUGGUUAAAAUACUUGAGUAUACCCCGCUAUGGAGUUGGUGCUCUGCUGGCUAACGAGUUCACAGGACUGACUUUCUGUAACCAACCAAUAAGCCCUCCCAUCCCUGGACUCAUGUGUACAGGGGAGGAGUUCCUGACGGAGCAAGGCGUCGAUUACUCCACCUGGGGCUUUUGGCAGAACCACCUGGCUCUGAUCAUCAUGACCGCCUGCUUUCUCACCAUCGCUUACCUCAAACUGCGCUUCAUCAAGAAGUUCACUUAGACCUUCACCACGAUGAUGACCCUCUUCCUCAUCCAAACCAGCGUUUAUGUCUACGUUUUUAUUCCAUCCAGAAGAAGCAGAGCCCAAACCUUUUUGUCCAGGUCUCUGCACCUGGAGGUUCAUUGUUUGUACAUGUUAAUACUACUGCUGUUCAUGUUUAUUUCCUGCUGAUUCAUAUUUAAAGUAUAAACAGAUCAGCUCCAGUUCUCUAAUACUAAUGACUGAUGUGUAAAAUAGAAAGUUUUUUUUGAUUAUUUAUGCACUCCUUUCUAAUACCAUAGUCCUUAAUGUAAUAACUGUUGAAAAAAUGUGAUUUUUGCACUUUAAUGUGAAGAGCCAAAGAAGUAAUUAUUUCUCACCAAAAUACAAGAAGUUUAUAUUUUUGAGUUUUUAAAAAAUAAAUUACUAAUUUAA